Messenger RNA from Saccharomycodes ludwigii, 1842 nucleotides. RefSeq lists its product as uncharacterized. The transcript has a single exon. Bases 1 to 1842 code for a protein of 613 amino acids. Lineage: Eukaryota; Fungi; Ascomycota; Saccharomycetes; Saccharomycodales; Saccharomycodaceae. The record is from RefSeq and is a predicted model, not a curated record.
AUGCCACACUCAACAACACCUAACAGUGAUUUAAUUAAUUCCGAAAACAACAAUAUUAAUUUUAUUCAAGAAAUAACUAAAGAAGUUGUUCAAACAACUUCCAUACCAAACAAAAAAUAUAACUACCAUCGUUUAUUCAAUUAUAAUUCUGAUGUGGUAACAAAUUCAGCACCACUCGUUGAUGCAAUUUUAUUGUUUCUAAUUAUCAUUAUAAGUAUACUGGUGCUAUCUUGUAUAGCGUUUGGGAUUAGAGAAUAUACCUUAGCUUUAAGUGAAAGAAGGUCUCAAAUUAAAGAGGAGGAUAAAUUAUCCGAAUGGGAUGAAGAAAAUGCUUAUGACAAAAUAGUAGAAAUAAGAUUGCCAACUGGGAUAAACAAUAAAAACUUUAGGCACACCAGCAAUAAUAAAAAUACUGCUACCUUUUCACUGAAAAAUAUUCAGAUUCAACCUCUAGAGGAAUUUGAUACCAAGUACAAUAAACCCUAUGAUGCUAAUAAAGACGAAAACGGUAGUCCAAAAGAUUUGCUCACGGAAUCAAUUUUACACAAUAAGUAUGUUUUAAGACAGUAUUUGCAUAGAAAUGCCUCUAUUGGUGCUACUCAUCAUAGAUACCCAGUAUUGGAUCACGGAUGUAGGUACGCUUAUAACUAUAGCAAAACAAACUUAAAGGAAUUUGAUGCUAAUGUAAGUCCCGCCUCGCACCUUUAUUUAGACAUAAUUCCAGAUCCAACAGGAACUUCUAUUGUUAGUUCAAAUAUAGAAACCAGUUGUUUGACAACUCCCAAGACUGGAAAGACCAGAUUUGUUUAUUCAACAGAGGAGUUAAUACAAAUUUUUCAUACAACAUCAACCGCCCCAAACAUUGAAUAUUACCACAAUGUAACUGACUUAAUAAAUAACAACAGAUUUCAUAUAGCGCCAAUAACUUUCAAUACUGAAAUUGAGGCAAUCGACCAUAUACAGAAACUAACUAGCGAGUUAUUUUCAACCGAAAACACUUCAAAAAUAGAAACACAAAUAAAACUAUUCAAAUUUGUCAGUUUAUUUGCCAAUUGUAAUGUUUCAAAUAAUUCAAUAAUUUUUACCUCAGUUUUCUGCAAGUUGCUGGAAAAAGUUGUGGAUUCUGUAUUGCUAUCAGAUUUAUUCAUUUCAGCUAACCAUUUUUUAUUUAAAGUUUUUUUUAUUUCUAUAUUAAACUACUUUAUUUUACAUAUGUUGGUUAUAGAAAGGGGCAGGAGUCUUAUCUCUACUGUUAAUAAACAAAACAACUGGAAUAUUACACAUCCCCAUAUUCAAUCAAGAUUGCUCACUAUAACCAUGCUAUUGAAUCUAUAUUUAAAUUUGGAUGGUGCUGAAGAAUUGUUGCCUGUUAGCAGACAAGAACACGCAAACUCAAUUGGUACCAUAAACACCGUAGUAAAAUAUUGUUUAUUGGACAUAACUUGCAGAGAGGCAAAAAGCAUCAUAUUCAAAUUCAUUCUGGCUAUAGAGAAUUCGACUACUUCCAUAAACGACAUUUUUUAUUACGUUGAAAUUUGUAAAAUACUAGAAACCCAUAAGGAAUGCUGUAUUCCACAUAUGGUACAUCAAAAUAAAAUAGGCUUAUUGAAAAGUGUAGUCUCAAAAUCAUAUAUGCCAAAGACUAGAAACAGUGGUUACAAAGAGAAAGUUAAGCAUCUAGCACAAGAGAUUAUCCAUAUUGUAUCAGAAAAAUACCCCGAAGCUAAUAACUGGGUAUCGGAAAUUAAGAAAACGAAUAUGAUGGGAAAAAGUGAUAAAAAAAACUAUAAUGUUACUAGUAUACAAACCAAAAGAUCAACACCUGGUGCAUGGGAUGUUUGA